Messenger RNA from Anopheles gambiae (African malaria mosquito), 9165 nucleotides. Its product is annotated as transcription factor hamlet. Bases 4012 to 7842 code for a protein of 1276 amino acids. Gene Ontology annotation, cellular component: nucleus. NCBI's taxonomy places the organism in Eukaryota, Metazoa, Arthropoda, Insecta, Diptera, Culicidae. The record is from RefSeq and is a predicted model, not a curated record. The transcript has 10 exons.
CAACGGGAUUAUCUGGCCGUAUCGGUAGCCGUGGUCGUGACCGCGAUGAUUGGUUUGUGUCGGAUGUUGGGUUGCGAACUGUUCGGAAAUGAUAUUAGAAGAGAUUAAGUUAUUAUUAAUUAGAACCUGAUUGCAGUUUUUUUUUUGGAAUAACAAACAACAUAUGUUGUUCAACAUCUUGUAAUAUCUUUUCAACGCCUCCAAGAAGGCAAGAACCAGAUAACAGCAAUGUCUAAAAAUAUCAUACCACUAUCUCGGUACACUGUCAAAAUGUCUGUUUCGGGUCCUUUCUGUAUGUUAUCUGCCAUUGCUCUCCGAUCAUUCUUCAUCGCAUUCACAUCACAUAGCUCAUGGGACCCGACCGACCCCGACCCGGGCCCCGAGAUGGAUUGUUACAUAAAGCCAACUCCUCCACGGUCGGUUGUCCCAUCAUCAUCCCUCGCCUCCGUACAUUAGAACGAUCCAUUCUCCAAGUGUCCUCAGGCAUGAUAGCAAAAGUCGUUACAUUUCAUCCGUUUCCAUGCGGUAUAUCUCCGAGGGUCGGUGGCGGCGGCGUUGGUGAUGGUGUUGUUUUUUCUUCGUCUGUUGUUAUUUCACUCUGUUGCCAACGUCUUAUGUAUCCUCGAAGCUGCUGCUGUGUAUCCCGGUAACUGCUGCUCGCACCCCGUACAGUCGCAAUCUGUAAACCUCAGUCGGUCUCUUUUUCGUCGCGCUCGUUCACGUUCCUCCGCCGUUCUCGCACGGGGUUUUGCUUUAUUUAGAAUCGUUGACAGAUAAAUGGAGAUAAACCACGACGAUUGGACGAGGGAAAAACAUGUGCUCCACAUGGGUGUGCCCUGGCUGUGUGGCGCAGUCGACGGAGAAGGACAAAACGAAAAAGUCCCUCCAACCGUUGUACAUGUGUUAGCACACUUGCGAGCCGAAGGAUAGUUACCGCAUCCUACGGGAGAAGGUAACAAAAAAAGGUUAUGUCAUGAAUUCUGCUUCCUCUGUGUAGGAAGAAUUAUAUAAAAAUAUCUCUUAUGGAUAACAAGCUUGUAAAGCAGGGCUGGAGAUAUGUUUUAAGAGCUAUCCAGCUAUCCAGAAGAUAUGAUACAUGGAGAUACAUGGCUUAUAUGCUUUCCACCUCGAUCUCCAAAGAACUGAUGCUCUAUGUCAGAGAUUCAAAACUUACAAAUCAGCAAUGGAAACAAGCGUCAUGACAUGGCUGAACUGUAAAAACUCACACAAAAUGAUUGAGACCCCAGCUACCGCUAUCACUGGAAUUCCAUCGCUAUCACACUAACUCUCUCGCUUGUAUGCUGCAGAGGGCUAGUGUGUUAGUGUCAACGAGUCUCAUGGUUACCAUGGUGACUAUGUGUCGUCAGUCGCAUUUGGAGCCUGUCCAUCAUACAUCUGUAUCAGUGUAUCAGAACUAGAAUUCAUCUCCCCGAUAUCUGGGCCGAGGUUUGCUACAUGGAGCAGCGCCGAGAGGACACUGUGCGCACACUCGUAGUGUCGUUGGCCGUGCCGUGUCGGUAGAUAUAUCACCUUUGCUACCGGGCGUAGAUAACGCAAGGGGGAGCAGGUUUCUCAAUGCAUCCUAUAGAAUUGCGGCAUCAUCCUCUUGUAAAUCCCGCCUUCUGUCGAGAGAUAAUGAGAUGAACACACACACAUACAGCCCUUGGAGUGCGAGAUUCUCGCUGAGUCGUGGAGUAUCCUACGUGAUGUACUGGGGGAAUCCCGUGCGGGAGUUGGAUGAUAUUGCGCCCUUCUCUUUCCAAGGAAGGUACUGCUCCAUUCUCGGUGCAAGUGUCUCGUUUUCGCUCGGAACAACGAUUCCAUUCCGACCCGUGGCAGUCAACCCUCCGUGUUUGUGUUCAUCGUCGUCAUCAUCCCCUAUCUGAUAGUGCCGCUUCUGCUUGUGCGAAUGAUUGUGGGUUGUCUUUGCUUAUCUCCGAGUGUUGUAUGUGUGUGUACCCAUCGUUUGCGUAAUGCCGCGUUGCCGCGCACUGACUGGCUGGCUUCGGUUGGAAUUAUGCUGCUGCUGCUGUGCAGCAUAAUUGGAGAGGAGGAGCUAAAUACAGCAUAGAAUUACACACAGAGAGACACAGAAUGAUGAUGAUGGUGAUGAUGAUGCUGUAUGCCCUUUCCGCAGCACGCAGGAGGGCAGAAUGAAUGCGAUGAGAACGAAGAUGUGUAUGUUUAGAUCCACUGCCAGUGUUGUCGUUUUGUGCUGUGAGAAACUUUUUGGACUUUUGAGGGAUUUUUACAUGCGGCGAGUUCCUUGAACCUGGAAUGUUAUGUUCAAAUCAAAGCUUUCAAACUAGACAUCCGUAAAAUGCUCUUUUUGCAGAGACACAACAUUUAAUAGACAAUAUUUUUUGUUGCCUUUCAGUGACAAAAUUCAUUCUCUCUUUUCGGUUGUUCCUACUUCACCAACUUCCAUUCCCUCUGCUCAUGGUUCUCUUGCCCGUGAUUUGUUAUGCUCACCAAAAUGACUCGUCAGUCAUUCAUUCCGUGAGCUUCCAUUCAUUCUUUCUUCGCCCUAUGACCUCGAGAAAGGACAACAAAACAUGGAGACACCGAACCGUCCCGACCGAACCACCGAGAGAAGUCAAGAACGAGAGGUUCGAAACGGUAGAGUGAACGAGCGACAGAUAAAAGGACCUGGCAAAUAGCGGAAGGAUACGUGCGCAUGUGUGUGCCACCCUACUGUAUAAUAUCCCCCCACUUUUUGUCACUUCCCGUACCUCCCGUGGGGGGUUGAAUGAUACACCCAGCGCUCAAAACCUCGAAAACUCGAAGGCUCCUCCUCGUGGCACUGUCACCCCAACAGGAGAUUCCAUGACUGUACGAGGAUGCGCCGUUCGGUACUAUCUCACAGUCACAUUGCGCAUUGGCUGUGGAGUCCCGUGUCCAUCCCUUGACAAUGGGGGAGCAGUAUACUAUUUUUGUAUCAUUCGCGUCCAUUGUGGGCUGAUGUAUCUCUCUGCCCCUUUCACCCUACACACACACACACACACACACACGCUCACAUGGCUCUCUUCCGUUUUCGCAGAAGAUACUCGCACACAUGCGGAGUUCGAGUUCAUUUUUCCCCUCGUUCACGCGGUCGCUCUCUGACACUCUCGCAUUCUGCCCUUUUCUGUCUCUUUCCUUUCUGUCGGUUUCAGUACAGUUUCUCUCGUUCAAAAUGAACCAACGUUCGGAAAAACAACCCCUGCGCUGAUGUGGCACUGAUUGUGUGUGUGCGGUACGGGAAAGGGAGAAAACACUGCCGUCCCCGGGCUACAGCUAGGGUAGUUGCGAGUGCGAGAGCAGGAGCGGCCGACCGGAUCAGAACCGGAUGAUGUGUGUGCGCGCGGCCUGGCCCGUUGGGAAGAAUUUUUACUCUAUUCUUAGCAUCUCCCACAGACAGACAACUGCUGUGCUGAUCAGUGCCGCUUUCGCGCUCGGUUUCCCGAUACGGUCGGUCGGUUUUGCGGGAAAUAUAUUUGUAUCCGUCCCGGCAGGGCACAAGGCGCAAGGAUUCACAAACGCGAUCGGACGAACGGUGGUGGUUCUUAUUAGUGGUGGUGUGUGUUCUAAUGAUGAUCAAAACAGAUAGGAACGAAAGGAAGGAAUACUGUUGUAAAGUGAAAGGAUUUGUAGUGAAGUGAUUUAAGGUUUUAAUUUAAGAAGCAAUUGUGUACCCGCUUUUUAAUGGAAAAAUUGGUGUGAUACGUCACAUGGAAAGUUGAAAAGAUAAAACGCCCUGGAAGUGUUUAUUCGAUUUAAAGAUUAAUAACUUAAUGCUCCCAGUGAUCAAUCAUUUUUGCAAGAAACUAAUCUAGUGCUAACACGAAACUUCCUCCCAAAAUUGGAAUUAAUACCCAUUGAAGACAUCCUAAAUAGUGUCAGUGUGGCGUGAUUGAGUUACUGUAUUGCUCGUGCGCUAGAACAAAAUCGUACACAAAACGUGUAUUUCAUCCAGUCAAAACUUAUCUCGGUGUGAACAGUGGAAUAAACACACACACAGCCAUCCAUGCUAUGGUUGAUAUCGAAUUAAUGAUGCCAGGCAUCAGUGGUGACGAAUCGGACGCAUCCCGUGGACUACCCGUCAAUCUAGAAGUGCCUCCAGGGCUGCAGGUGGUACCGAUGAGCAAGCAUCACGAACACGGUCCAGCUGAUUUCAGCUUGUCCACUUCUCUGCAUCAUCACCUCCUACCCACGGCGGAUGAUGUUCGCGAGCGGCUAAAGUUACAGAGUGCGGAACAGUUCCUUCUUCAGAUGGCGAGACUGCAACGAUCACCACCCGAUCUGGACAUCCAGGCGGGAUCGGUUGUGGCGCUCAAAACCAUCCCCAAGGGCACACAGUACGGACCAUUCGAAGGGAAGCUGUUACGUGAGCCAAUGGAUCGACGGUUCGCCUGGGAGGUGAUAGAUUUAGACGUUCGUGGAUGGCUAGACGCCACGCUGGAACCGACGAACUGGAUGAAGCACAUACGCUGCGGCUCCAGUUCGGCCGACGCGAACGUGCAGCACUUUCUGAAAGAUGGUCAUCUGUGGUACGAAGUGAUAUGUGAUAUCAGUCCCGGAAGGGAGCUGUUGCUACGACCAAAGGUUCCUCUUCAUCCGCGCGAUGGACAAGACGAGCGAGGCAGCGAACGUGGCUCGGGCGGUUCCCAGCACAGCGACAACUACGAGGACGAGUACAAUACGUCCAAUGAUCUUGACUCUAGUCACAACAACAAGGAGCAGCACCAGCAGCAGCAGCAGCAGCACUGUCACAACAGUAGCAACAGCAACAGCAGCGGCAGAAGCAGCAACGGCAGCAGCAGCGGCAACCGGGCGAACGGUCACGGGCCGCACCCGGCAGACGACAGUGGCAACGGAAGCGGUGACCCGCACCAUCACGGCGACGUCAAGGAGGAGGACGAGGACGAGCACGGUAUCGACGCGCGGUGUGUCGUCUGUGAUCGCCAGUGUCACGAUAUUGAUCAGCUCGACGAUCAUCUCGUGAUCUCGCACCAUUAUCCAAAGGACGCCUACAGGUGUGAGCUUUGUCCGAGAGCGUACAGCUACAGACCGUCGUUGCUCCGUCACCGGGCGAUCGUGCACGGCGAGCUAAGGCGCUUUCCGUGCGAAAACUGUCCCAAGAACGAAGAUACCGAUGCGAGCACAGCAACAACCCCCAACACUUCCUCAUCGAGCGAACUAUUCAGUUACCUUCUGCAAGCUCAUGAUACUAGGGUUUUUACCGACCCGUCGAACCUUCAGCGCCACAUCCGGACGCACCACGUGGGAGCCCGCAGUCACGCGUGUCCAGAGUGUGGCAAGACGUUCGCCACCUCGUCCGGUCUGAAGCAGCACACGCACAUCCACUCGUCGGUGAAGCCGUUCCAGUGCGAGGUGUGCUUCAAGUCGUACACCCAGUUCUCCAACCUGUGCCGCCAUCGGCGCAUGCACGCCGACUGCCAGGUGCAGAUAAAGUGUAACAAGUGCGGCGACAGCUUCAGCACUACGACGUCCCUGUCGAAGCAUAAGCGAUUCUGUGACUCGACCGCUGUCACCCGUGGCUCACUCCAUCCCGGAGCGCAUCCAUCGCAGCUGCGUCAUCCACACGACCCCUAUCCGCACGGCACACGGUCACAUUCGGGUGGCAGUCAGCCUGGUACACCCGGCGGUAGUGCAGGAGCAUCAGCAGCAGCAGCAGCAGCAGCGGCAAGUGGAGGACCAGGAGCACUUCAUUCGCUACCACCCGGUAUGGCGACGCCACCGAACCCAUUCCUGAUGUUUCCGGGCGCUCCGUUCUUUGCUCCGGGCUUCCGGCCAUAUCCCGGAAUGCCUGGAAUAUUCCCACCCGCACCCGGGCAGGUUCCUCAGUUCCCGCUGUCCUUCUUUCCAAAGCCGGCAGGACCUGGCCCACUGUCUGAUCAGGAACGUCGCACACCAUCGCCAGCCUCUCGGCAUCUCAGUCUGCUCGAAAGCUACGGCCAGCAGUCGAUGAAGAUCUCUCCACCGACUGGUGAGGAAGCGUCAAACCAUCUGCGUCCCUCACCAGCACGUCCAAUUCCGGUCAGCUUCAACUCGGCGGCGGCAGCAGUGGCAUUGCUUUCGGGAUCUCCUGGCCCGUUGAUGGGCGGCAAUCAUAGCCUGCCGGCGACGGAGCCAAUGCAGCCCGAACGCGGCACCAAUAACAAUCACAUCAAGGAGAACAACAAUCACAAUCAAACGAAUGGCACUAGUUCCUACGGUGGACAGACACAGCAGCAACAGCACCAGAGACGAACCUCGAGCCGCAGCAGCUCGGUGACUGCUGUGAAGGAGGAAUUCAACCGCGAGUCUUCGGAUGUUGAAGAAGGAGAGGCUGGAGUUUCUACGAUUCGUGUGAAAAAUUUCUCCACCCGGUCGAAGAAUGCAUCGGGCGAUUCGAGCAAGUCGCCGGCAUUGUCUGAGGAUAGAGGUUCAGUCCACCGUCGGAGAAGUCGCACGGUGGAGGAUGGUGACACGUCUGAAUCUGAGGAGUUUGCUUCUGAAGCCAAGAAGGCAAAGAAAGAUGGAGACACUUCUGGUUCCGCUGAACAACCGUUGGAUCUGAGUCUUUCGAAGAAGUCAAAAAACGACGAUGAAGAUGAUGGAGCUGAGGCGGAUGAAGAGAAGGAUGCUACCGAGGAGAUAGACAACCGUAGCUCCAACCGAAGCCCAACUCCGAUCGAAGUGACUAGCCCAAGGUCCACACCGACACCGUCAGUACCGACGCCCAACUCGUCGGAUGUUCCGCACCAUGAUCUAUCGCUCAGAGCACGUGCCCGCAACAACACUGGAUCUUCAAUUUCUCCGAAAGCUGCGUCUCCACUAGCAGAUGCGUUCACACUACCAAGUCCUUCUCCGUCACUCUCACCACGUCCCUCUCCGUCGCCCUCAUCACCGGGAGCCGGAGUCACUGGAGCCGGAGCGCACCAUCAACCCAUCUCCUACCCACGACCGAUCUACCCGCUUCUUCUCGAAGCCAUGUACCACCGUGGACCGGGUGGAAUGGGUGGCUUUCAGCGGCCCGCCUUUAACUUCCUGGACUCGCUGGAAUCGAACCUAGAUCUGCUCAAGCGUAGCCGUCAGUACAUGCCCUCGAAAGCGUUUCAUCAAGCGGCAAUGAUGCCACCGGGCUUCGGUGUUGGUGGUGCUGGCACCGCAGUUCCUGGCAGCGCUGGAGGACCCGUCCCGGCGGGCAAAGUAAAGGAUCGGUACUCGUGCAAGUACUGCGGCAAGGUGUUCCCUCGUUCGGCCAACCUUACACGCCAUCUGCGUACGCAUACGGGCGAACAGCCGUACAAGUGUCGGUACUGUGAGCGUUCGUUCAGCAUCUCGAGCAAUCUGCAGCGACACGUCCGCAACAUCCACAACAAGGAACGUCCAUUUAAAUGUCACCUGUGUGAGCGUUGCUUUGGUCAGCAGACAAAUUUGGACCGGCAUCUGAAGAAGCACGAUGCGGAUGCGGCCGGGCUUGUGCUGGGUGACUCACCUUCCUCCAACGAAGCGGAACGUGGGGAAGAUGUGUUCUUCGAUGAGAUCCGCUCGUUCAUGGGCAAGGUUACGUACUCGGGCCCAACGUCCUUGCUGCCUGCUGGAGCGGGACUUUCCGGAGCUUCUGAGGUGGAACCGACCCUGAAGGGCGAUGGAGAUGAUGGUGAGAGUAGCGUAUCGGGAAGACGCCGCUAUGCAACUCCAUUGGAUGUGACGGGCGGUGAUGAUGAUGAGGAGGAAGAGGAUGAAGAUGAAGAGGAGGACGCAGCCAGCUGUGACGGUGAGAGUGAUCUGAUCAACAUCGAUUCCGACAAGGAUACGAUCAAUAAUAAUGACACGAUCGAGGUGUCUACCUAAAGAUGUAAGGAAAAUGUAAUGCGCACACCGACACACAUACACAUAAACACGCAUGUAAAUAGGCAUUCUGGGGGGAGCUAAUUGGGAGUUUUGCUUUGGAUUUGGUUGCAGUCACUAGCGGCAAGCUGAAGCAUCAAGAAACGACAAGAAUAAUCAAACAUUAGGCAGUAAGAUAUGCGGCACACGAUGCAUCGACGGCGUUCUGAAGUAGAAAGUGAAUGUAUUAGGCUAGAAUUUAUCUAAAAGAUACUGCAAGGAUGAAACUGCGUUUAGUUUUGAAUUGCUUCUGAUUAGAUCGUGAAAUCUGCCCGCUUGGGUUGCACUAUGGGUUAAAUGCACUAUUUUUAAUUUCUCAAUGAGUUUACGUGAACACUUCAAAAGGAAGCUACAGUUGAACCAAAUAUACAAUGGAAGCUUAACCAAAUGGCAAACGCUGGAGACAAGGGAGACUGAUUCGAUGAAGGGAUUGGGCUUUCGUGUUAGCAGAACGCCUCUAUGGUAUGUUAAAUUGUACGAUAGAAAGGUUGUGGAUGCGCGAUCGAGUAAUUUAUUUCUGUCCUAUGUUACGAGCUUAUUGGUUUUACACAAAACAAAUGAAUUAGGCUAAUGCAAAAUUAAACAAACACACACAAAAAACACUGUGAAUAUCUUCAUAAUCAAUGAAUAGUUUAGCAUGGUAGGGUUUAUUCCCCGUUUAGGUUUAUUUGGAUUGAAUACUGUGCACCAUGUGGUGCAAUUUGAAUGUUUUUCAAUUUAGUUCAAAAUUAGACAAAAAAAAAUGGGCAACCACGGCACAUAACUCUCCAGUAAAUAGAAUAUAAUCUGUAGACAGUAAGCAGCAAAUUGUUAGUUAGUUUUAAAUUUCUUCUGUAAUAAAGCAUAGUCACACUGAUAAUUUAAGUCUUUACACCAUUGGAAUUCGCUUAACAUCAAAGAAAUGGAAAGGAAGAAUUUGGCGGAUUUGUUUUCUACUCUUGUUGCACGGGCAUGUACGUUUAUCGUGGUACUAAAAGAAAAAGCACAGAUAAUGGAGCUCAAGCUAGAAAAGGAGAUAUGUAAUCAGAUAGAAAAUAUAAGUAAAAAUUGAUAUCAAAGGAAAGGAUGGCAUGGAAAUCAAAUGAAUAGACGACGAAACCUUUCCCAGUUGGAGGGCAAAAGAAGAAACUCUUCCCGUUUUUCUCAAGCAACGAUUUCAUUCACGGUCAUUGUCACUAUUGAAGCAUAUUUUUCCCGUUCCAAAAUGUACAAUAUAUCGACUAAAACCAUCACCCCAAAAAAAAAACACUAUCUGAAUAAAGCCGAAAACUCACAGUUAUGUAUGAA